AUGGCCAGGGACGUGCCGCUCGUGGUUCAAGGAGUCAUCUCGGCCACCGAACCCUCCAGCAACCUGGCUCACUUCCUCCUGCCCCGCGCAGAACGCGGCCGUCUCCCGGCCCCGCCCUCGCCGCCCUGCAACGUCCGCCCCAUCCGCCACGGCGAGCUCCAGGUGGAGUUCAAGGGCUGGCCCGUGGCCCCGGACCUGUGGAAGGUGUGGGUGGACAAGCUCCGGGCGCGGCACGAGCCCCUGUGGCGGGAUGCCGGCAUCCUCCACGCCAUCCUCGCGACGACGUGCUGGGUGGGGCGGGACGACGGCACGCUGCUCCAGCUCGCCGCGUUCUGGUCCGGCGACACCAACACCUUCGUCUUCCCCUGGGGCGAGGCCACGGUGACGCUGGAGGACGUGGCCGUGCUCGCGGGCCUCCCCCUGCGCGGCGAGCCCGUGUGCAAGAAGCUCUAUGGCUCGGCGCGCGGGGACGUCGACGCGCUGGAGGACGUGCGCUCCUCCCUGUGCCAGAGCAGCUGGAACGCCAAGCCCAGCCACGCCGCCUGGGCGAAGCACUUCUCCGAGCUCCCGCCGGAGGAUGAGUUCGAGGUGCUCGAGCACGAGGGGUUCCUGGCCAUGUGGCUGUCCCUCUUCGUGCUCCCGGUGCCGCCGUCAGACGAGGUCCGCCCGGAGGUGCUCCCCGUCGCGGCGAGGCUGGCGCGCGGCGGGACCGUGGCGCUCGCCCCCGCCGCGCUCGCCAGCAUCUACGCCGACCUCUCCGCGCUCAGGCGCCACGUCGUCAGCUCGGGCGAGAGGCAGCCGUUCGCGGCGUGGGCGCCGCUGGACAUCCUCCAGCUGUGGGUCUGGGAGCGCUUCCCCGAGCUACGCCCGGAGGCGGCGGCGAGGAGCACCCCUCCCCGCGACGCGCCGAGGGCUGUCCGCCGCUGGCACGACGCCCACAAGGUGUUCGACCCCAGGUACGUCCACGCGGUGCUCAUGUCGCCGGCGAAGUUCGAGUGGGCGCCCUACGGGAGCAGCGGCUUCGCUCCGCCGCCCGGGAGCUACGGCCGCCGGGACAUUGCGAGACGCACCGAGCUCCUAUUGUUUGCGCAUUGCUUGCGAGCUUGCGAGAUGGUGGGCAUGAACAGCAUAGAGCAAUACCGCCCGCACCGCGUGGCGAGGCAGCUGGGGUUCGAUCAGGACGUGCCGGGAGCUGUUGCCCGCGCUAACUCGAAUCAGUUUUCUGCGUGGGCAACGUACAAGAUAGGGCUUGUGAAAUUUUCCUUCAUUGUUCCGAGCAACGAGCCGGCGGUGACCGCCGAGUAUGAGCAGUGGUGGGAGCCUUGCUCCAGGGCAUGCGCCACCGCCGUCGCUGAAGCUGCAAGGAUGAAAGUUUCUAUACUGACGCAAAUUGCUGGGGAUGUGAAUGGUAUGAUGCCAGGAUGGGUUCGGAAUGCUGCGAAGAGAUCAACCUUAAGGAGAGGGAAAAAGGUUUCGCAAGGUUCAUCAGGUGCUGCCGCAACAUUGAUGAGUGCAGUCGAUGAACCUAGUGCAUCGGUUGCUGAAAAGGAACGAUCCAAAUCUCUCCAGCAACAAAGUCAAGAGGAAGCACCACAGCCUGUUACCAUGCCUGAUGAACAGAAUAGCAUUUCAGAACAAGCUCAAGUGCUGGCGCAUCACCUUGUCAAGCAAACGCAAUUUGGAGCUACAACAUCCUCAUUACUCAAGCCAAGUGAGGAAAGGCGGCCGGUCAGCACUGGAAACAAUGAGCCUGCUGCUGCUCCAGAGGAUCUCACUCUUCAACAAGAACCAGCUGAUGGUGUUGCCGCUGUUAGAACAAAUGCUGGUCUCUUACCAGGACCAACUGAGGAAACCCGGACUCGCGCUGUUACAGUAGAGAUGGGAAAUGGUGAGAUAUCCUCAAGCGACCCGGUUUUGGAGGUUGAUAGGGUGCAAAAAUAUUGUGUUUCUGAUCUUGCUGCUGCUCUGAAGAAUAUAACUCUUCAACAAGAACCAGCUGACCCUCUUGCUGCUGUUACAACGGAUGCUGGUCUCUUGCAAGAACCAACCGAAGAAACCCGGACUCGUGCUGUUACAGUAGAGAUGGGAAAUGGUGAGAUUUCCUCUAGCGACCCGGUUUUGGAGCAUAUACAUCGUGUUUCUGAGCUUGCUGCUGCUCUGAAGAAUAUCACUCUUCAACAAAAACCAGCUGACACAGUUGCUACUGUUAGAACAGAUGCUGAUCUCUUACAAGAACCAACCGAUGAAACCCGGACUCGUGCUGUUACAAGCGAGAUGUCCAAGAGAGCGCUCAAGGGAAAGUUUUCUUCACUGGAAGGUAAUAACAAAGGAACUAAUAACAAUGUCUCAUCACCAAACCAGCAGAUGGAGUGUGCAGAAUCCAAUAACAAGAGUUCAGGAAAUGGUGGGACGUCCUCUAGCAGGCUGGCAGGUGAAAAUACGGCUCCGGAUAGCACUGAAGUUUGUACUAAAACACUCUAUUAUCUUCGUCGGUCGGAUCGGACUGAAGAUGCUUGGGCCAACGAUGCAAAUCGCAAUGCUGAUUUCUUUCAUCCGAAGCGAGCGGUUGGGACGAUGGAAAUGAUCGAGAAGGCAUCAGCAAUUCGACAGGCUGAAAGUUCUAAGUUGAGGGAAACAAUUAUGAAACAGAUGGAAGAGAUUCGGGCGCUAGAGGCGGCAGAGAAACAGGAGCGGCGCAAUCUUAAAAAAUAACUUGAGAUGCAAGUGGUGAUCUUGGUCAUUUGCAAGACAUCAUAUAUCUCCCAGUGAUAUUUGUUCUGUAAUAGGAUUUACAAGGGUUGUAAUACUUUAUUUUGUGAACUGAAGAUUUCAGUUGAGGUUCGUUUGCGCAGGUAAACAAUUUUUUAGAAGGCUUGCUGUAAAG
Molecule: messenger RNA, 2884 nt
Organism: Setaria italica (foxtail millet)
Lineage: Eukaryota; Viridiplantae; Streptophyta; Magnoliopsida; Poales; Poaceae
Exons: 4
Coding region: 1-2712 (903 amino acids)
Biological process (GO): meristem maintenance; meristem development
Source: RefSeq, a predicted model, not a curated record